AUGACGACGGAGACGAUAACGGAAGACAAGGAAACGCAGCCAAUAAUUCAACCUAAUAAGGACAGUCCGUUUAAAUACAUGAUAAUCGUAGAUAACGCGACAGGGGAAAUGUAUCUCGUGGAUGUGCACGAAGGAAAAAUCGUCGAAGGAGCACAAAUACUCAGCAACGGGCUAACAAGACUGAAAGACAACACAUUAGUAGCACCCGGAGCGGAAGGUGAGCACCGAUAUUUCUACGUGGACGGCGGCAACGGAGACGGUUCCACAAUGAUAUUUGACCGAAGAACUGGUAAACAAUUAACAGAUGUCACAUUCGAUGCAGACGGCGUCAUUCACUUACCUGACGGCACCAUGGCCGUCGCACGUCUACCAUCAGCCGAUCGAUAUCUGGUCGUUACAGACAAAAAUACCGGAAGAUCGAUCGUAUUUGAUCGACACAUCGGCAUCGAGAUAGAAGCGGCUGUUCUCGAGUCAAACGGUCUCAUUAGGCUACCAUCCGGGAAAGUCGUGGCACCAACAAGCAAACUCGGUCAACGAUAUCACGUCAUUUUCGACGAGAACGGAAACGUCGAAGCCGUGUACAAUCGCUCAACUGGAGAAUCAAUCACAGGUGCCACAAUAACACCAAACGGGAUAAUCACAUUUGAAGAUGACCAACUGGGAAUCGUACCAUCCGCUGAAGCCGAGAGGUACGUAGUCGUGACCCAUCCAAUAACCGGAGAUUUGGUGGUCCUAGACAGACGUACAGGAACUCCCGUCCCAGGAGCUACCCUAGAAGAGAACGGUCUCAUCAGAUUUGAUGAUGGGACAUACGCAGCACCAGCACCGGCCGAAGGAGAAUCGCGAUAUAUGAUUGUCACAGACCCAGACACGAUGGAGAAACAAGUGUACGAUCGGUGGACUGGUGAACUACUGCACGGAGCAACUGUCGACGAGCAUGGUCUGAUCACAUUACCCGAUGGUAGCAUGUACGCAUCUCCGACCGAACAAGGGCAUCGAUAUCGUCUAGUCACAUCUGCUCAGGACAAUCGCACCAUUGUAAUCGACACACGAACCGGAAUGCCCGUACAUGGCGCUACAAUUAUGGACAAUGGGUUGAUUCGUUUGGAAGAUGGCACAGUGGUCGCUCCUGGGUCUGCGAGAGGUUCGCGUUAUAUGUUGGUUGACGAAUCAGAUGGUGUUAGCUCUUAUUCAAUAUACGAUAGGCAAACUGGGUCUUUGAUUGUAGGAGCCAUGGUUGACUCUCUUGGUGUUAUCCGAUUACCGGAUGGUACUGUAGACAUUUUAGAAAUGCCGCAUGCAGAUAGAUUUCUGGUUGUACGAGAUGACCGGACCAACGAACUCUUAGUGUUUGAUCGGCACUUGGGUCGAAAAUUGGAAGGUGCAGUUGUAGAAUCGCACGGCCUAAUUCGACUGCCUUCUGGCUCGGUUGUGGUUGCUUCUUCUGAUGAUGGUUCUAAACUUUUGGUUUUCCCUCCUGCUGAGGACUCUGAAUUGAUUGUGUACGACAGGUUUACCGGUUUGCAUCAGGCCGGUGCAUAUAUUGAUGAAGCUGAUGUAAUCCAUCUACCCAAUGGUACUCUUGCCACAAUACCAUCACAACAAGGUGGUCGUUACAUUGCCGUGACAUUACCGGAAAACGGUCGCGUUGUAGCGUUUGAUAAACGCUCAGGUUGCCAACUUAAAGGUGAAGUACUUGGUGAUUCCGGAUUCUUCCGUCUCUCAGACAGAAAUCUUCUGGCUCUUUCGAACUAUAGUGCAGGACGAUUUCUUCUCCUUAACGUGAGUGACCUGAAUUCCGCAGUCGUGUUUGACCGAGAAACAGGAGAGCCUAUCGCUGGUGCCAUUGUACUUAAUCACGAAGUGAUUCAACUACCCAAUGAUAGUCUUGCCAUAGCCCAAUCCCAAACUGGUGCUCGGUACUACGUAUUCUAUGAUAAGAGGACGGAGUUGGUGCACAUCUUCGAUCGAAGAACUGGGGAGCUGCUACCUGAUGCCACUGUACUACCUUCAGGAUUAGUCGAGUUGGGUGAUGGACGCAUUCGUGCAACAGCACAUCCGGGUAAUUUUCAGUAUCUGAUAGCCACAGAUCCGUCGGGUGUUCAGAUGGUAUAUGAUGCCUUGUCCGGUGAACCGAUUAUCGAUGCGAUAAUUUUAGAAGACGGCUUUAUACAACUGCCCACUGGUGAGAUCGUGGCUCCGGGACGAGUGAACGGUCCCCGAUAUGUCAUACGGGCAGAUCCGGAAGGCAGAGCGUUAGCCGUAUAUGACACGAUGAGUGGACUAACUGUUCCUAAUGCUGUUGUGCGUGCCGAUGGUAUGAUUCAGUUUCCAAAUGGUGUUCUCUUCCCGACCGCAACAUCUACGUUACACGAUAAAAAUCGGUACUUUGUCAUGAAAAACACAACUGACCAAUCAGUGUCUAUUUACGAUUUAGUCACCGGUGCAUUAGUAACGGAGUAUGUUGUCACAGACGAUGGGCAACAUCAGCUUGUGGACGGUACUAUAGUCACGCAAGUCUACAAUGAUACAAUGAUAAGCCCAACAGUGGACCACAAACCGCAAGAACCGGAUCAUCUGACCUCCUCUCGUGAAAAAACAAACACAUCCAUGGACAGUGUGCGUUGGAUGAACGCAACCACCCACCCAGAAGGAAUAGUGGUUAGUCUGGUCGCCUUGCUUGCUUGA
This is a messenger RNA of Echinostoma caproni, 2688 nucleotides long. The record is from the annotation of a GenBank genome assembly. NCBI's taxonomy places the organism in Eukaryota, Metazoa, Platyhelminthes, Trematoda, Plagiorchiida, Echinostomatidae.